CCCACUUUGCUCUUACUAUUAACAAAUUAUUUCUCUUCGAACAAAAAUAAAAUAAAACCUAUAAUUGCACUUUAAUCCUUCUUCUUCUUCUUGUAUCAAUGGAGUUCUCUGAAGGGUCCAACAAAAGUUUGAUGGACAAAGAAACAUGUUGUAAUAAUAACAAUGGUGUUACAAUUAGGACAGCACAAAACAUGUCGAGUUCGUUUAUGCGUAAGAAAUCGGACCCGAUACUGGUGUCAACGAUACGAUUUCGGAUUCUUAGGGAGUUGUUAGCAAAUUUGCAAGAAGUGAUUUUAGGUACUAAGCUUGCUGUUCUUUUUCCUGCAAUCCCUUUAGCCAUUGCUGCUGAUUUCUAUAAGUUUGGAAGACCGUGGGUAUUUGCUUUAAGUUUGCUUGGACUUACACCACUUGCUGAGCGUGUUAGCUUCCUAACUGAGCAAAUUGCGUACUUUACAGGUCCAACAGUUGGAGGACUCCUAAAUGCAACAUGUGGGAAUGCAACAGAGCUUAUAAUAGCACUAUUUGCACUUUACAGAAACAAAAUACAUGUUCUCAAGUACUCUCUAAUGGGCUCCAUUCUCUCAAAUCUCCUCCUUGUUCUUGGCACUUCUCUCCUUUGUGGAGGCCUCGCCAACCUCAAAAGAGAGCAAAGAUAUGAUAGGAAGCAAGCUGAUGUGAACUCUGGGCUGUUGUUGUUGGGAUUGCUUUGCCAUAUGUUGCCAUUGAUGUUUAAAUAUGCAGUAAAACCUGAAACUGGGGUUUCCAUUGCUGAAUAUACAUUGGAGCUGUCAAGAGCAAGCAGUGUGGUGAUGCUUGUUGCUUAUAUUGGAUAUAUUGUCUUCCAGCUUAAGACUCAUAGGCAGAUUUUUGACUCUCAAGAGGAAGUUGAAGAUGAAGAUGAAGAAAAGGCAGUGAUAGGGUUUUGGAGUGGAUUUAGCUGGUUGGUUGGUAUGACACUCAUCAUUGCUUUGCUAUCUGAGUAUGUGGUGGGCACAAUUGAGGCUGCAUCAGAAACAUGGGGCAUUUCCAUUAGCUUCAUCAGCAUAAUUUUGAUACCCAUUGUAGGGAAUGCAGCUGAACAUGCUGGAGCUAUCAUUUUCGCCUUUAAAAACAAACUGGACAUAUCUUUGGGUGUUGCUUUGGGUUCUGCAACUCAAAUCUCCAUGUUUGCUGUUCCAUUAUGUGUUGUGGUUGGGUGGAUUAUGAGAAUCAAAAUGGACCUUGAUUUCAAUCUUCUCGAAACUGGUUGUCUUGCUUUAACAAUACUUGUUGUUGCCUUUACUCUACAGGAUGGAACUUCACAUUACAUGAAAGGAGUGGUACUUUGCCUUUGUUAUGCAGCCAUUUCUGCAUGUUUUUUUGUUCAUAAAAUUCCAGCACCACUGGAUCAAACUAAUGUCCAAUCGGGACUCAACCCAUCGUUGUCAGCCUAGGCGGCCGCCGCCUUUUACACCGGAAAUACCCCAAGGAUGACGUCAUUCCAAGCAUCGAUUUUCUUGGACCGUAUGAAAAAUAUUUACAUUUUGGAAAUUUGAGCACUGAGAAGAUAAGGAGUAGUGUUUGAGGCCAUUUUUCAAGUUGAGAGAGAGAGGGAGAAAACCCAUUUCUCAUUUGAAAAUGUUGUUUGUAAACAAGCUCUGUUUAUGGGAUUCCUUAAUAAGGUUUUUGUCAUCAUUUCAUUAUAUGCUUACCAAAGCAAACAUAAAUACCACUUGCUUUUUUUUAUUUGAGAUGUUUGUAAAAUUUGCCAAGAAUUCUUGUGGAAUUUGGAUAUCUUUUUUAAAUGAAAUGUUGUGGUUAGAAAUUUAUUUUAAAGAGAA
Molecule: messenger RNA, 1820 nt
Organism: Gossypium raimondii (Peruvian cotton)
Lineage: Eukaryota; Viridiplantae; Streptophyta; Magnoliopsida; Malvales; Malvaceae
Product: vacuolar cation/proton exchanger 3
Exons: 11
Coding region: 99-1433 (444 amino acids)
Biological process (GO): calcium ion transmembrane transport; intracellular calcium ion homeostasis
Cellular component (GO): plant-type vacuole membrane
Molecular function (GO): calcium:proton antiporter activity
Source: RefSeq, a predicted model, not a curated record